UCCCCCCCCCCCAGGGAUCUCAGUUUGCUUCUGGGGAGAUGAAUCUGCUGAUGGGGGAGGAGGGACCGGGGGAGAAGCGGCUGCAAGCAGAAAACGGGGGGCAAUCCCAGGAGUGGGGGUGGGAGUCAGUUGGCCUGGCCUUUUGCAGGGAGGAUCCAGGCUGGCUCACUUGUUUUCGCGUUAGAUACAGUAGCCCUUGAAGCCGUGAGAAAGAAGGUCCUUCUAAGUCCUGUCUGGAGGGAGAGGUCAGGGAUAAGUAUGAGGACUCUCCCUGCAGUGACGGCUGCCUGCCCGGCUGCCUGCCUGCCUGCCUGCCUGCCUGCCUGCCUGCCUGCCUCUAUCCCCGGGGCAGCAAAAGAUGCUUCUUUGAGAUUAUUUUGGGGGAGAGAAUUGGCUCUUAUGCCUCCACACUCUAUAAGGAUUCUGCUUAAAGAACCAAAGGGGUUGAGUUCUCAGUGAGAACAUCUGGACCAGCUUCUGGUCUACCUUUCUCACUCAUUCCAGCUGUUUCUUUUCUACCUGAACUAAAAGCGGAAGUUAUCUUGUUCUUUUCAUGGGUUUCUUUUUGCAGAUGAAAACCACUGCUACGAAAGAAGACUAACAGCUUCAUGCUCCUCCCAAGGGGAGUGAUUUCAGAGAUCCAGGAGAAACUGUACUCCAGUUUUGAAUUGGAUUUGGGAACAUGGAGUGUAUGGACCCCCCAGGAGAAGGAACAUUACACGUUCUUCAUGGCACCCAGCCUGAGAUCAGAGGAAAAGGAGCUGGGCAGAAGAAUGCUGUUGACGAAAUCAUUAGCUUGCACCAUCGGUGCCAGCGUUUCAGGGACUUUCAUUAUGAAGAGGCCAAGGGACCACGGGUGGUUUGCAGCCAACUCCACUAUCUUUGCAGUCAGUGGCUGAAGCCAAAAAGGAGAACGAAAGCUGAGAUGCUGGACCUGGUGCUCCUGGAGCAGUUCCUGACUGUCCUGCCCCCGGAGAUGGAGAGCUGGGUCCGGGAGUGUGGAGCAGAGACCUCCUCCCAGGCGGUGGCCCUGGCAGAGGGCUUCCUCCUUGGCCAAGAAGAAGAAAAGAAGCAGGAAGAGAUGCAGAGCCAGGGUCCCUUGGUGGAGAUGGUUGCUGAAUGCCCCAAGGCAACAGGACAUUUCUCUCAGGAGCAACUCUUGAGGGAGAUUUCCCCAGAAGAUCCAAGUCAAAACACCUUAUCAGGGAGCAGGACAUCGUUAGUAUUUGUAGAAUUGGCUCCUCAUGACUGUCGAAGAGAAACCACACCUGUGAUUCCAGCUCUGUGUCCUGUAUCCUUCGAGGAGGUGGCUGUGUAUUUCACUGAAGAGGAAUGGGCACUGAUGGGUUCUGAACAGAGAGCCUUGCACGGGGAGGUCAUGCUGGAGAACUCAAGGAACAUGGCUUCUCUGGGAGCUGAUGGGCAGGAGGAUAAAAAUGAUGAGGAGACAAGGAUGUUAUCAUUGCAAACCAUCAAGCAAGAAGUUCAAGAAGAGAUAUUUCAAUAUCCGUGGGGACUAAAAAGACCUGAGAGCCACCAGUUCAGUGAUACAGAGAAGCCUUCUUCUCAAAGUGCAGGAAGUCAUGACUUCCUGACCCAAGAACAUUGGAAAGAGAACGAAACGAACGAUUUCCUCAUGCGUGGCGAAAUAUUCAAAGAUGAACCUGAUUUAAGCAAUCGUUACAGAAUCCACAUGGAAAGGCAACUCUGUGAAUACAGACAGCGCCAAAUGAGUUCUGAAGUCUCUGUUAGGUUAUAUCAAGGUGUAGCUACAGAAAAGAAACAAUAUGUAUGCAAAGAGUGUGGGAAACACUUUUGCGACUCUCAUUCUCUUAUGAGACACGAAAGGAUCCACACCGGGGAGAAACCGUAUAAGUGCACAGAGUGUGGCCAGAGCUUCAGUCAAAGCAGUAACCUUAUUUCCCAUAAGAGGAUCCACACGGGGGAAAAACCUUUCACGUGCACGCAGUGUGGAAAGUGCUUCAGAAGGAGCACUUCCCUCACUUACCAUGAAAGGAAUCACACAGGGGUGAAGCCGUAUAAAUGCAAGGAGUGUGGAAAACACUUCUGCGACUCCCAUUCGCUUACCAGGCACGAAAAGAUCCACUCAGGGGAGAAACCCUUUAAAUGCACGGAGUGUGGGAAGAGUUUCAGUCAAAGCACUUACCUCACUUACCACAAAAUGACCCACACAGGGGAAAAACCCUAUCAGUGCAAGAUAUGUGGGAAAAGCUUCAUCAUGAGCAGCUCCCUCACUUACCACGAAAGGAUCCACACAGGGGAGAAACCCUAUAAAUGCCUGGAAUGUGGGAAGAGUUUCCUCCAGAGCUGUCACCUCACUUCCCAUAAAAGGAUCCACACUGGGGAGAAACCAUAUAAAUGUAAGGAGUGUGGAAAAGACUUCUGCGACUCCCAUUCGCUUACCAGGCAUGAAAGAAUCCAUACUGGGGAGAAACCAUAUAAAUGCAUGGUGUGUGGAAAGAGCUUUAGAAGGGGCAGUUCGCUUACUGACCACGAAAGGAUCCACACAGGGGAGAAGCCCUAUCAAUGCAUGGAGUGUGGAAAGAGGUUUACUCACAGCGGUCACCUUAGUUCCCAUAAGAGCAUCCAUGGGGGAGAAACCGUAUAAACGCAUGGAGUUUGAAAGGAGCGUUGGUAUGAUCAAUUGCCUUACUUUCCAUAAAAUGAUCAGCUUGGGUGGAAUCACACAAAUGUCUUUGAUGCCUUAUUCCUGCUGCUCUGCUGAUCGUCUAAAGUAUGCAUCUUUCUCUCCCCUGUGCAGUAACGUCUUCCCCUUCCCUCAUAUUGUUAAGGCUACAGGUGGACUUUCAGUGUUGACACACUCAACUUUCAGCUCUGUCUUUUGAGCACUUCCCCUCGGGGGCACCUGGAUCCCUAUCAGAUUGGCAUUUUGUAAACUAGCAGUGCAGUGCUGCUGGGCCCUAUGGAUUCUUUUAUUCACUGGUUGCCUAUGUGGUUUUUUAAAAAAUUGGGAUUUCUAACAACGUAUAUUGUUAAACGUGUGCUUUGCGUGUGUGUUUAUACGACUUUCUUUGACUUGCUCAGCAUCCUUGUCAAUUGGGCUGGCUAUAGAUAUUUUGAAAGAAAGAAAGAAAUAGUAAAAUAAUAAUAAAAGACUCCUGAUCUCUUAUCCUUAUGUU
Messenger RNA from Python bivittatus (Burmese python), 3161 nucleotides. NCBI's taxonomy places the organism in Eukaryota, Metazoa, Chordata, Lepidosauria, Squamata, Pythonidae. The record is from RefSeq and is a predicted model, not a curated record.